GUGUUAUUGAACUGGACAUCUGUUUGGUGGUCAUCAUGAACCGUGCUUUUAGCAGGAAGAAAGACAAAACAUGGAUGCAUACUCCCGAAGCUUUAUCAAAACAUUACAUUCCCUAUAAUGCAAAGUUUCUUGGCAGUACAGAAGUGGAGCAGCCUAAAGGAACAGAAGUUGUGAGAGAUGCUGUCAGAAAACUCAAGUUUGCAAGACAUAUCAAGAAAUCUGAAGGCCAGAAAAUCCCUAAAGUUGAGCUGCAGAUAUCAAUAUAUGGGGUAAAAAUUCUGGAACCGAAAACAAAGGAAGUCCAACACAAUUGCCAGCUUCAUAGAAUAUCAUUUUGUGCAGAUGACAAAACUGACAAGAGGAUAUUCACUUUCAUAUGCAAAGAUUCUGAGUCAAAUAAACAUUUGUGCUAUGUAUUUGACAGCGAAAAGUGUGCUGAAGAAAUAACUUUAACAAUCGGCCAAGCAUUUGACCUGGCAUACAGGAAAUUUCUAGAAUCUGGAGGAAAAGAUGUGGAAACAAGAAAACAGAUUGCAGGAUUGCAGAAAAGAAACUUAGUGUUCUCAUGUGACUUUGCUUCACUUCCUGAUGCUUCUCAUGGGGAUCAGAGCAGCAGAAGCAGCAGAUGCUGGAUUCAAGACUUAGAAACCGAAAAUAUGGAACUUAAAAACAAAGUACAAGAUUUGGAAAGCCAGUUAAGAACAACCCAAGUAUCAACAUCUCCACUGCUGCACAAAAUGUCUGAUCAUGAGCAACAUGGGUUUCAGAGAUGCUCACCUUCUUUCUGGCAUAGUAGUGAUGAUUCAUCUUCCUGUCUAAAUAGUUCUUCCAUUACUGUCACUCCUGUCAACUCGCCUGAUUCCAGACUGUCAUUGGGACUGUUAAUACCACCACCUUCUAAAUGUGGCCUUCCCAAGCCAAUCAGUGAGAACAGCAUCCCAAGACCUCAUGCGGGCACCGGGACACCCAGGUCCCCCUCCACUGACAUCUUUGACAUGGUACCAUUUUCUCCGGUAUCACAUGCGUCUUCAACCCCUACUCGCAACGGCACGCAGCCGCCGCCAGUACCCAGCAGAGCUACUGAGAUCAAACGGGACCUGUUUGGAGCGGAACCUUUUGACCCGUUUAACUGUGGAGCGGGGGAUUUCCCUCCAGAUAUUCAGUCAAAACUGGACGAGAUGCAGGAGGGGUUCAAAAUGGGACUAACUCUUGAAGGCACAGUAUUUUGUCUCGACCCGUUAGACAGCAGGUGCUGAUGUGAAGAACAAGAUGUCCAGAUUUGGGUUAA
Lontra canadensis (Northern American river otter) is the source of this 1288-nucleotide messenger RNA. It is a transcript of the gene GULP1, whose product is annotated as GULP PTB domain containing engulfment adaptor 1. The transcript has 12 exons. The record is from RefSeq and is a predicted model, not a curated record. Bases 36 to 1256 code for a protein of 406 amino acids. Lineage: Eukaryota; Metazoa; Chordata; Mammalia; Carnivora; Mustelidae.